Capsicum annuum is the source of this 2817-nucleotide messenger RNA. RefSeq names its product cation/H(+) antiporter 3-like. Gene Ontology annotation, cellular component: endomembrane system; membrane. Lineage: Eukaryota; Viridiplantae; Streptophyta; Magnoliopsida; Solanales; Solanaceae. The transcript has 3 exons. The record is from RefSeq and is a predicted model, not a curated record. The coding region runs from base 144 to 2510 and encodes 788 amino acids. Gene Ontology annotation, molecular function: antiporter activity. Gene Ontology annotation, biological process: regulation of pH; proton transmembrane transport.
UCAAACGAAAAACUUUACAAAAAAUCUCUAAACCUCUCCACCAAAAAAAUUCUUAAGAAUUUCUCUUCUUCAAAUGUGGGGGUAAUUCGACCUAUCGAAUUAGGUCGCCGUCGUCAUCAUCAUCAUUAGCAUCAUCAUCAUCCAUGGCGGCGACAGUAGGGAAAAGCAUCAUGAAAGGGGAAUUACCCGGUGGAGUUGAUGACAAAUGUUAUGCAGAAAUUCCUCUUCAUUCACCUGGAAUAUGGGCUUUACGCGAUUAUAGUUUAUUUCUUGAUUUCAAUUUGCCAUUGAUUCUUCUCCAACUAGCUAUCAUCUUUCUGCUGACCCAAGCUCUCCAUUUGGUCCUUAAACGCAUCCGACUUCCACGCUUUAUCUCCGAAAUCUUGGCAGGUAUCAUACUGGGGCCAACAAUGCUUGGAAAGAUCCCGAACUUUACAGAGAAUUUAUUCCCACAACAAGGAGAAAUUUUCUUAGAUAUAUUGUCAAAACUUGGGUAUAUCUUCUUUAUAUUCCUAAGUGGAGUGAAGAUGGACCCAAAACUGGUGUUAAGAUGUGGUUCGAAGGCGUGGGCAAUAGGAUUACUUGCAGUCGUUAUACCAAUGUCGUCUGCCGCGAGCUUGUAUUUUGGGUUCUUUUCAAAAGAUGAAAACCUGCAUAGAUACCGACAAUCAGCCACCCAAAGUAUUUUCAUGACACAGGGUUUAAUUGCAUUUCCUGUUAUUGCGUCUCUCCUUGUUGACCUGAAAAUCAUGAAUUCUGAGCUUGGUCGUCUUGCUCUGGCAACAGCUUUAAUCAGUGACCUGUGCAGUAAUGUGGGGUUGAGUAUCUUUUCCAUCAUUAGAAUUGGAUUCUACACAGCGAUUACGACUAUAAUCUCUAUACAGUCUUUUGUUUUUCUUAUUGUUAUAGUUUUGAUUAUUGUGUUUACUAUGCGACCUCUUUCACUUUGGAUCAUCAAAAAGACCCCAGAAGGCAGGCCUGUAGAUUCCGUUUACAUUAUUUGGAUCGCGAUAGCUGUGAUUGUUGUGGAUAAUGUAGGGCUUGGUUUCCAAUAUGGUCCUUUAGUUCUAGGUCUUACAAUACCAGAUGGUCCACCUCUCGGGUCAACAUUGGUAGAUAAAUUAGAGACCUUAGUAUCUGGUUUGCUUGCACCUCUUUUGGUCACUUAUUGUGGUAUAAAAGUAAAUAUGAUUGAUUUAUAUGAUCUCAUGUUCCUGAAUUGGGUAUGGGUUAUGGUGUUCUUUUGUCUCACCAUCAAGUACGCAUCAGUUUUCCUUCCAGCAUUGGCUUGCAAGGUGCCCCCAAAAGAUGCUGCCGCUCUUUCCUUCAUCAUGUCCACACAAGGUGUUAUUCAGAUGUCUUUUCACUUCACCAAUAAAUUUACUCAGACAUAUGAUAGAGAAACCUUUUCCAUGCUAAUUGCAUCUGUAUUCCUCAUAGCUUCACUCUCACAUUUGUGUGUUGGGUCGCUCUAUGAUCAAACAAGGAUAUAUGCCGGUUAUCAGAAAAGAGACAUCCAACAUGCUUCAAGAAAUUCUGAGUUACGCUUGCUUUCAUGUGCUCAUCGAUUUGAUGACGUUGUAGCUGUCCGUAAGCUAUUAGAUGUUUCUUUUCCAUGUAAAGAAAGUCCUUUAUCAGUGUAUGUGCUACACUUGGUGGAACUUGCUGGUCGAGCAUCUCCAGUUCUAAUUGAUCAUCAAUUCGGGCAAAAGAAUAUUUCUGGCAUCUCUCGAUCACAAAAGAUUGUGGAAGUCCUUUUAUCCUUUGAAAAUCAGUGCUUGGGAUCAGCUAGUACUCAUUUCUUCACCUCAAUGUCACUGCCAAGGUUCAUGCAUCAUGACGUUUGCUCACUUGCAUUAGACAAGUUAGCAUCAAUGAUCAUACUCCCAUUUCAUAGGAAAUGGAAUCAUCAGGGGAAGAUUAUCUUGGACAGCAGUAAGUUGAGAACAAUGAACAAUAAUGUAUUGGAGAUGGCCCCUUGUUCUGUAGGUAUCCUAAUUGACCGUCAGAAAAUAAGGCGUCUAGAAAAUGAAUCCGGUCAUGAGUCAUCGGUGUAUAAAGUAGCCGUGGUUUUCAUGGGAGGCAGUGAUGAUCGUGAGGCGUUGGCUUAUGCUAGACGUAUGCCAAGAUCACCUGAACUUCAGCUGACCGUGGUUAGAUUUGUGUCAUGGGACGUCGACGUACGUGAAAACCAGUGGGAUGCUGUACUUGAUGCUGAAAUGUUGAAGGAGAUUAGACUUCUUGGUCAGCACCAAGAUAACAUUCUGUACAGAGAGGAAAGAGUUAAAGAUGGGGCUCAAACAACUUUUAUCAUACAUGCUAUGGAAGAAGCUUUUGAUCUUAUCUUGGUCGGAAGGCGUCAUCGUAAGGAUUUACAACAACUAUUAGGCCUUAAUGAAUGGAAUGAUUUUCCAGAACUUGGACCAGUUGGUGAUAUACUUGCUGCUGCAGAUAUCAAUAGUCCAGUUUCAGUCUUGGUUGUGCAGCAACAAAUUGUAAAGAACAAAUGAGAAAAGUAACCCCUCAUCAUUUGAAGCAAAUAGACUUAAAAAAUACAUAGCAAGUGUAGAUUUCAUCACACAAUUAAUGUAAGGCCAUGUCGAAUAGGGAUGUCAAUGGUAAGUAGGUUCGGGCGAUUAUUUCUAAAAUCUAUCCCAUACCAAUUUUUUUGUUAGUUUUUUAUUUUAUAUAUAACCAAAACGAGACUUUUGAAAACCGUCCCAUCAUCUCAGUUUUGCUUUUGUAUGGGUACGGUUCGAUUAAUUUUUUGGUAUUUUUUAAAAGAACAUAUAAAAGUUAGAAGAACGCUACCAUGUA